Lampris incognitus (smalleye Pacific opah) is the source of this 6683-nucleotide messenger RNA. It is a transcript of the gene gli3, whose product is annotated as GLI family zinc finger 3. The transcript is spliced from 13 exons. The record is from RefSeq and is a predicted model, not a curated record. Gene Ontology annotation, molecular function: DNA-binding transcription factor activity, RNA polymerase II-specific; RNA polymerase II cis-regulatory region sequence-specific DNA binding. NCBI's taxonomy places the organism in Eukaryota, Metazoa, Chordata, Actinopteri, Lampriformes, Lampridae. The coding region runs from base 1 to 4821 and encodes 1606 amino acids. Gene Ontology annotation, cellular component: nucleus. Gene Ontology annotation, biological process: smoothened signaling pathway; regulation of transcription by RNA polymerase II.
AUGGUUCAAACAUCCUGUGUUGCUGAGCUGAGCUCGAUGUAUUUGCAGCCCCCACCCACCACCACCACCACCGGAGCCUCCUUUCACUCGCAGUUCUCCGUAGACCUCAGCCCGUCCCGGAGAGGCGAGGCUCACAAAGAAAACAGUGGGGGAAUCCAGAUUGUAUCUCAGUGUCAACUCAAGUCCCAGACCCGUUCCCAUGCACUGGGCUUCAACAACAAAGAUUUUCCUGAGAUCCCGGCCUGUCGUCUGGCCAACUACAGAGACUUGAGAUUAUGUUUAAAGUUCUCUCUCUUUUUAAAAAAAAAAUUCUCUCCUAUGUGUCUCUGCAGGCCUCCUGCGCUGGCGGGCAGUCCAGCCUUCUCUGAUAUCUCCCUCAUCCGGAUCUCGCCCCAGCGGAACCCCUCUGUGGGGGCAGAGUCGCCCUUUCACCCCCCGCAUCCCUACAUCAACCCGUACAUGGACUACAUCCGCUCGCUACACAGCAGUCCCUCCAUCUCUGUUCUGUCGGCCGCCCGCGGACUCAGCCCUGCAGAUGCCCCCCACACAGGUCUGACCACGGCGGAGUACUACCACCAGAUGGCCCUGCUGGCGGGCCACCGGAGCCCCUACGCCACUGACCUGCUCCCCUCGGUGGCCUCUACAGCGGGGGCUGGCAGCAGCGCCCUGCACAUGGAGUACCUGCAGGCCAUGGAAAGUUCUCGAUUCCCCAGCCCGAGGCUCCCAUCGCGGCCCAGUAGAAAGCGCCCUCUGCCCAUCUCGCCCCUCUCAGAGCACAGCUUUGACCUGCAGACCAUGAUCCGCACCUCGCCCAACUCUCUGGUCACCAUCCUCAACAACUCCCGCUCCAGUUCCUCCACCAGCGGCUCCUACGGCCACCUCUCCGCUGGUGCCAUCAGUCCUGCAUUAAGUUUCGCCUACCCUCCGACCCCGGUGGCUUUGCAAAUGCACCCGCAGCUCAUUGGCCGACAGCCGGGCAUUGUGGGUUCUGCCUUCGGCCACAGUCCCCCCCUCAUCCAUCCAACACCGGCCUUCGUCACCCAGAGGCCUGUUCCCGGCAUCCCCCCUUCUGGGCUCAACGCCAGCGAGCGCUCAGCGGUCUCCAACGAGUCCUCACAGACCAAGCCAACUAGUGAAUCUGCGGUGAGCAGCACAGGAGACCCCAUGCACCACAAACGCUCUAAACUGAAACCAGAGGAUGAGUUACCCAGCCCGGGGGCAGUAAGUGUGCAGGACCAUCCUGACGGGAUGACCCUGGUGAAGGAGGAAGGGGACAAGGAUGAGAGCAAGCAGGAGCCAGAGGUGGUGUACGAGACCAACUGUCACUGGGAGAGCUGCUGUCGGGAGUUUGACACACAGGAGCAGCUCGUGCACCACAUAAACAACGACCACAUCCACGGGGAGAAAAAGGAGUUUGUGUGUCGCUGGGAUGAGUGCUCGCGGGAGCAGAAGCCCUUCAAGGCCCAGUACAUGCUGGUGGUCCACAUGCGCAGACACACUGGGGAGAAACCGCACAAGUGCACGUUUGAGGGCUGUACCAAGGCGUACUCCCGUUUGGAAAACCUGAAGACCCACCUGCGCUCCCACACCGGAGAGAAACCUUAUGUGUGUGAACAUGAAGGCUGCAACAAGGCCUUCUCCAACGCCUCGGACCGGGCCAAGCAUCAGAACCGAACACACUCAAACGAGAAACCAUAUGUGUGCAAAAUCCCAGGCUGCACCAAGCGCUACACGGACCCCAGCUCCCUUCGCAAGCACGUCAAGACGGUGCACGGGCCCGAGGCGCACGUCACGAGGAAACAGCGCGGCGAUUACCCACGUCCCCCAACACAGCCCCGGGAGCCUGGAGGCAACGGCCAGGGCAGGUCACCAGGGCAGAUGCCCCUGGGUGGGUAUACGGACCAAAGGGAGUACAAUCACGCUACCUCGAAACAGGAUGAAUGUCUGCAGGUCAAGUCCAUCAAGUCAGAGAAGCCCAUGACGUCUCAGCCAAGCCCUGGCGGUCAGUCUACAUGCAGCAGUGACCAGUCCCCCAUCAGCACCUAUCCCAGCAGUGGAGUCCAGCUUACUGUGAGCGCCGGACGCUCGCCAGGAGAGAGGCUAGAGGAGGAUGAGGAGGAAGAGGGAAAUGAGGAGGAGGCGGAGGAGGAGUGUGAGGGUGAGCCAGCCCCCAUCAUGGACUCGACGGUCUCCACGGCGACGGCGGCCACGCUGACCCUGCAGGCGAGGCGAAGCGUUGGCCGCCCCCUGCGCUGGAUGGAGCACAUCAAGAUGGAGAGGCUGAAGCAGGUGAAUGGAGCUCUGCCCGGGCUGGGCCCCCUGUCCCCGACACCUCCCCCUAAAGGUUCCUCGCUACCCAACAUCCUGGGGAAGGGAUCCUGUCUGGGCAGGCCGUGGGGAAUGUCUGCCCCUCAACCUCCUCCUCGGUCCGAGCCGGGCAACACUGAGCUGACGGUGUUGAAUUUACUCCGUGACCGGCGCGACAGCAGUGGCAGCACCACCAGCUCCGCCUACCUGAGUGGCAGCCGUCGUUCCUCGGGCAUCUCGCCCUGCUUCUCCAGCCGACGCUCCAGCCAGGCCUCCCAGAGUGACGCCAUGGCGAUGGCUGCCCACCACCAUCGGCGCCACCACAACCUCAGCUCCUCGGACUCAUAUGACCCCAUCUCCACCGAUGCUUCCCGGCGCUCCAGCGAGGCCAGCCAGUGCGGAGGAGGAGGUGGAGGCGGGGGUGGAGGUGGAGGGGUAUUUUCGGGUGGUGGCUGGGGAGGAGUAGGCGAAGGGGGAAGCGUCGGGGGAGGGUCUCGGGGCAUGCUUAAUCUUACCCCGGCCCAGCACUAUCAUCUAAAGGCCAAGUACGCCGCAGCCACAGGAGGGCCGCCCCCGACACCUCUGCCCAACAUGGAGCGCAUGACCUUGAAGACUCGCAUGGCCAUGAUGGAUGACAGUCAAGAUAUCAGCAACCUCUCGCUGCCCCCUUUGGUCAGGCCGCGCCGUUGCAGUGAUGGCACCAACGGGUAUGCCAACAGGUAUGUCAACGGGUACGUGGAGCAUGGGGGUUACCGGAGGAGGGUCCUCUACCCUGGAGAGGGUCCAGGGAACGGUGAUCGGAGGGCCAGUGACCCAGUGCGGACCCAGGCUCCUGAUAUGCUUGGCUUGCCCCAAGUGCAGCGCUUCAACAGUCUUAACAACAUCCAUUCUCUCCCGACCUUGCCUGGGAUGCAGCAUCCCACAGCUGAAGGCCGCAGCUUUAGCCUGCAGAACUAUACGCGGUCGGAGGGCAACCUGCCUAGGGGCCUGCAGCGCUCACCCUGCCCACCCAGCAUCAUGGAGCAGUCAGCCUUAGAGGCCCUCGCCAUGGGAGAGGAAGGGGAGAAUGGCCUGUUGCUGGGUGAUGAGGACAUGUUGCCGGAUGAUCUAGUACAAUACCUUCACUCCCAGGUUGAGGCCAAUGGAAGCUCCUACAAUUACACUGAGGAAAAUUCAGUUACCGGCCAAAGGGACAACUCCCAUGCAUCUUUAGGGGAGAUGGAGCAGAUCCAGGGUCCUGGAUCUAACCUGGCCUUCCCUGUGUCCCACAGCCUGCCACAGCAGCAGGUGACAGAGAGGAACAGCCCCAGUAAGCUGCCCAUCCAGUGGAACGAGGUGAGCUCUGGGAGUACUGAGAGGUCUCUGCUUCGGGAGCAGAUCCAGCCGAGACAGUGUGGAAGGUGGCAGGGCUCAGAUCAGGGACCUGCCAGCGCUCCAUUUGGCAGGUUUGGGAACAUGGUAGUGCAGCAGCAAGUGCCAUGUCCCCGGGACACACAGAGCAGUUGCGCCCAAGCUAACCAGUACCAGGCCACAUGUAGAGUCAGCCCAGUGGUGAAGCGAGAGACAUCCGCUAACUCCUGCAUGGGGGGGAGAGGGAAUGGUCGCAUGUCACUGCAUAGUGUUGGCAAGCCUGAUUUCUCUCAGAUUAAUGCCGGGCCUCUUUCCCAUGGCUAUGGACAGCAGGCCUCCAGUGGAUCUCAAAGGCAGAGUCACUUUCAGCAGAACUACAACAACAGCACCUCCUGCCUGAUUGGGGGCAACCUUCUCCUGAGCAGGUCGUCCAUGGAUAACUUCCCUAGUCUCCCAUCUCUCUCACAGGGGCCGGUCCUUCACCACAAUCCCCUGGUCUGUGCCACUCGUUCAGCGGUUGGCAGCAACUAUAGGAGCGUUACCCCGACCCAGCAGUACCUCAGUCCAGAGAGCCAGAUCAACAUCCAAGCCAACCUCAGCCAGCAGCAGCAGCAACAGCAGCUGCAGAGGAGCGUGAACCAUGGCUCGUUGGUCCACCAGGUGUCUGGGCUGAAACUGGAGACCUCAGACCAUGGCUACCUUGAACAAAACUUCAGCGAUGAGCUCUGCUUUGAGCCAGCAGACCCCAAAGCCUCAUCUUUCCCUAGCUUGGACGACCAGUCUUUGUUGGACUCCAUGGCCGAGUCUGUGGGACAAGGUGAUGUUAGCGGCAGCGGUGAUUCGGCUGCUCUUCUUUCUCCUGGCACAGACCAGGUAACCAGCACAGUAGACAGCGGUGUGGCGGGUGCACUCGAUGACGUGGUCGGCCUGGACUUCGGGGCCAUGCUGGAGGAUGGAUAUGACCAGGGUAGCCUGGCAUCAGAUGUGAUAAGUCCCUCCAUCUUCCAUGGUCUGUCCAGGACCUCAUCGCGACUGACCACCCCUCGCACAUCCACAACCUUUCAUAGCGUGCCCCCGGGCCUCAACAACAUGGCUAUUGGAGACAUGAGCUCCCUCCUUACGACACUCGCAGAGGAAAGCAAGUUUCUGGCUAUCAUGCAGUAGCUGCGCUCUCUUUCUCUCUCUGCUCUCUCCUCCCUUAGGAAAAAUUAAAAAGGAAGAGAAAAAACUCUGGUGUAUGUGAAGAACUGUUUUAAAAAGUGGUAAAAAAAAUGCGGCAAUUGAUGAGAAGUUUAUGAUGUACUUAAAACAGAGUGUUCUGGAUGAGAUAGUUGUCAAAAAAGAUUUAUUUUGUAAAAUUGACAUCCUACUCAGAAAAGGGAUGUGUCAAAAUAUGUAUAAAUGAAUAGUUAUAUUCCUUUUCUGGAAUGAAGGCUAUUUUUGGAAGCCCUUCCCUUUGUAUUACUAUGUGAUGGUGGGCAAAAGCUCACUUCUUUGAAACAGUAUUCUGUGUAUUGUCACUGUUUUGCUGUACACACUGUUGAUAUAAAUGCAUGUAUUCAAAGUAAAACAUAAACACUGUCUUUAUGAAUACAUAGACUAGCCCAUGUGCCAAGUAUCUUUCAUUUUGAACCCACAGGUACUAAUUCCACACUCGCUCCAGCAGGUCAGAAAUGGGUCGAGUAACUUGAGAGGCUCAGAUGAAACUUAGCUUUUUUGAUAAGUGGUGUAUUUACAUCUAUUGUCAUUUUGUUUGUAUGUUACUUUGGCAAAUCUGUAAAUCUCAAUGUUCCAGUGCUUCUUUCGAGUCUUAACAAGUGGUGUUUUGUCAAAGAGUAUCCCAAUAUGGUAUUAAUUUCAAAAUAAAAGGACCACACUUCCAAGUCUUAGAAUCCACAAGCACCAGUAGUCUUCUAGUUGUUAUUUAAAUGGCUUGAUUUAGUUAGUCUGGUAAGGUACUUGCAGGUGUAUAUAUAACAAUGUGUUUUUAUAUUCUGUUGGUGAUAAUUGGAUUUUUGAUGUUGGAUUGCACGGUUGUUUGGAGGUGAUGUAAAAAAAAAGUGGACACGUUUUCACUGAUGACAAACGUUCGCAUUUGGUGCUUUAUGUUUGCUUAAAGAAAUAGAUAUUUCAGUGCUCUCUGUUUUGAAUUUGUCUGACUGAACUACAGUGGUCCAUAGUACAUGGAAUUUCCCUCUCACAGUGAUGAAUGCUGUAAGAUAUUUUAUUUUAUAGCAAGUCCUUUCUAUCAUUUUCUCUCGAGCUCUUAAUUCAGAAUGUGUACUGCCACCAAGUAUUGCGGUUACUUAGUCAACAGUGUCAGUAUUGCCUUGCAGUCUAUUGUGACUGCACCCAGAAUAUCGAGUAGUUUACCCAUUAUUCUAGUGUAAAGAAAAAAAAGAAAAAGAGGUACAGUUUUAUUGCAUUUGGUACUCAUUUCAUUUUUGUAGCCAUGCGUUGAUGCCGUUUUGUUCUGAAAGAAGUAGAAACUGUUUCCUUUGAUGGAGGAGGAAGUUACACAGAGGUAUGUGCCUUAUUAUCUGCCUGUCGGGAAAGGGAAAGCUCACUGCCAACUUUCCAUUGAUAAUUAUUUAAAAAUUGCAAGAACACAGAAAAAGGAAAAUGACAAAAAACACUUACAAAGAGCAACGUUAGGCUAUCAGCAAAGUCAAGAUUCGCAAAAGGCAUUCUACUUUUUCUUCCGUUUUGUUUUCAUUUAGUUUUCACAUGUAUUGUCUUAUAUAUAUAUAUAUAUAUAUAUAUAUAUAUAUAUAUAUAUAUAUAUAUAUAUAUAUAUAUAAGUUUGUAUAUACAUUACCCUUUCUGUAGAGUUAGUGGGCAUAUGAGGAGAAUUCUGGGGCCAAUAAUGAACUGACUCUGAAAGCAGGGAUUCCUGGUUCCUGGGUGGAGGCCAGACACAUCUGGCUCAUAGAGGAGCAUGGGGUGCCCAGCACUGCCCCUCUGCCAGAAGAGCCACUUUGCUCUUUUAUAUCUGACUACAAAUGUUUGUAUGGUUUUAAUAAAAA